AUGGCUUUUUCAAAUCCACAUUUUCGCGGUUCACAAUUGCUGUCUCCGCCCACUGCGAUACACUCCUUAAACUUUCAGGCACAUCCUGGAGACGUCUCUGUAUGACUAGUACCAUAUGCAUCAGCAUAAAACGUGAACCAGCGCUGCUGCGUCGUUGUUACACAUUUUACUUGCGAUUCAAUCUCUCCUACACCACGUUUGGCUCGUCAUGCCAACCCAACGGCAGUUUCGGCGGACCAGUCCAAUCACGUACGUGUUCGCUAUAACACUAUUCAUCGGACUAGUCUAUCUCAUAUUCUCUGGCGACGACACAUCCCCAUUACCGACCAAGCAAGUUAUGGGCAGGCAGGGAACCGCAACGAGCGACCGCUCACCACCGUCAUUACCCUUUCGCAAAUCGAAUUCGAAGGGACCGAUAGUACCUCCACCCGUUGUACAUUAUCGCAUGAACAAUGCAACACAAUCGACCGACCCACUAAAGAACCGGGAGACAGUGUUAAUACUUACACCACUUGCAAAGUUCUAUCAAGAGUACUGGGAAAAUCUAUUGAAACUGAGCUAUCCUCAUGACCUAAUAUCGCUGGGGUUUAUCAUACCGAAAGGAAAGGAUGGUAACGCGGCGACAGCAGCUUUACAAGCUCAGGUCGCAAAGACACAGGCAGGUCCCCAAAAGAAAAGAUUCGCUAGUAUCACGAUCUUGCGACAAGACACAGAGAGCCCAGUGUCGCAGGUCGAAACUGAGCGACACAAGAUGGAGAACCAGAAGGCGAGAAGAGCCGCUAUGGCGAAAGCGCGGAAUUCACUACUUUUCACAACGCUAGGACCAUCCACGUCCUGGGUUCUCUGGCUGGAUGCCGAUAUCAUAGAGACUCCUCCGGACCUCAUCCAAGACCUCGCGCGACACGACAAACCAAUCAUAGUGCCUAAUUGCUUCCAACGACAUUUUGACAAAGACCUGGGUACGUGGGAGGUGCGGCCGUAUGAUUACAACAACUGGGUAGACAGCGAAGUCGCACAGGAGAUGGGAUCAAAAAUGGCGAAUUACGAUAUUCUACUGGAAGGAUACGCCGAAAUGCCCACAUAUCGAACUCUAAUGGCGAAGCUCAAUGACGAAUCGCAAAGUAAAGACAUGGUGAUGCAGCUUGACGGUGUUGGUGGGACAGCAUUGCUCGUCAAGGCCGACGUGCAUCGUGAUGGAGCAAUGUUCCCGCCCUUCGCAUUCUACCAUCUCAUUGAAACGGAAGGCUUCGCCAAGAUGGCCGCCCGACUAGGCUGGAAGUCCUGGGGCUUGCCGAAUUAUUUCGUCUACCAUUAUGACGAAUAAAUGUAUUAUCUAGGUUUACCCUCGUGUGUUUUGUUCUGCGCGCAAAAACACAUCGGGCGGCGUUAUGAUUUCACGAGCUUACACAUGACCGGCGCUUGGUCUUAAUGCGACAGUUGUUUACACUAUCAACAGACGAAUAUAAACGUAUUCCCAGCGAUGCAUGACUUGCAUUGCAUGUACAUUUCUGUUAUUAUCUUGUUCUCAC
This is a messenger RNA of Pseudovirgaria hyperparasitica, 1529 nucleotides long. RefSeq lists its product as uncharacterized. The coding region runs from base 209 to 1324 and encodes 371 amino acids. Gene Ontology annotation, cellular component: mannan polymerase complex. Gene Ontology annotation, molecular function: alpha-1,6-mannosyltransferase activity. Gene Ontology annotation, biological process: cell wall mannoprotein biosynthetic process; protein N-linked glycosylation. The transcript is spliced from 2 exons. Lineage: Eukaryota; Fungi; Ascomycota; Dothideomycetes; Acrospermales; Acrospermaceae. The record is from RefSeq and is a predicted model, not a curated record.